UUUGGUCGGUUUGCUCUCUUUCUCUCGUCCGUUACAGGUUUUGAAUUUAAAAUUUGUGGUGAUGUCUUCAUCCUCCAAAUCCAAGUCCAAAGACAAAAAGAUUGCUAAGGAAACACCCAAGGCCUCUUCAAAAACUUCAAACCAUGCCAAUACUGGUGGUGGGAUCUCCACUAGUGGAUACAAUCCUCUCUCUAGAACAUUCCACAAAGUGGAUUUGGCUGCUGUAUCUUCUGGUGCUCCUCUUCAUGCCAGUGCUCAUUUUAGAAACAUAGAUGAGACAGAUGACGGCACUGGCUACUCAUUUGGAACUGUUUCUGAGCAUGAUUCUGUUUCUAACAAUGGUAGCUGGUCUGGUGAGCAUGAAACUACAUCUCUGCUGCCUCCUAGGCAGGGCACAAUACCCAGUGCUGAUAAUGACAAGCAGGAAAAAAUCCGUCAAAAGAAUGAGAAGAAACAUCAACGCCAAAAAGAGAGGCGCGCACAAGAGUUGCACGAGAAGUGCUCCAGCUAUCUCAUGUCAAGAAAGUUGGAAGGUCUUGCUCAACAACUUGUGGCAAUGGGAUUCCCUCUAGACCGAGCUACAAUGGCUCUUAUUUUGAAUGAAGGCAGAGUUGAAGAAUCAGUGACAUGGUUGUUUACAGAAGGUGAAGUAGCAUACAAGUACAAGGAGCAUAAUCUCGGCGGUGGGGGUAAUUUGAAGAUUGAUAUAUCGGAUGAGCUUGCUCAUAUUGUUGAUUUGGAAAUUAGAUAUCAAUGCUCCAAUCAGGAAGUUGAAAGAGUUUUGGUUGCCUGUGAGGGUGAUUUUGUUAAGGCUGAAGAAACUUUAAGGUCACGGAAGCAGAAGCCCCUUAUGCCACCCACACAAGAAGAAACUGGCAAUCCUCCAACCGUGGGCAGUAGUAAGCUUCCACUAGCUGCUAUCCAGAACUUUAUUGUAGCACCAAAAAAAGUCACUUCAUCCACUAAUUCAACACAGAAGAGGGAUGAGAAAGCGUCAAAUUAUUCAAAAGUUGCAACUGUAGCGAGUUCAUCUAUAGAUCCUGGAAACAAAAUUGCACAAUCAUUGAAGAGAGCUCAACCAAAAAAGGACCAGACAAAGCCACCAGUAGUAGUUGUGCCUGCUGACAAAAAGUUGCCAGGCGCAGAAUCAAAUCCUCCUGCCUCCUAUUCUUUACCAACAUCACCUCAACCAGUAAAGGUAGAAGCUCAGUACGAAGCAGUUGGGGAGGCAUUGAAGAAUCUGCAGCUAGGAAGCUUAAGAGAACAUGUUGUACCGAUGCAACUACCCCAACCCAUCAGUGCAAAGCAGAUUCCCACCCCGAGUGUGAGUUCAUCAUCUUCAUGUCCACCAGGGACUUCUGCUGGUUGGUUCCCAAAUACCCCAGCACCUCUGGACCCUAGUGGUUUAACGCCACAUGUUCUUGGACCAAGGAACCUGAACCCCAAUAGUGUCAGUAAAAGCGAAUUGUACAGCCAACUUCAUUAUCAACAGCAGCAACCGCAACAAUGUGUGUCAAACACUGCCUUUCUCGAACCCCUUGGAACAAGCUGGGGCAACAAUUUGUGGAAUAUAACUACUCCUCAGUCUCAUUCACUAGCCGCUGCUCCCCCCUCAGGACUCUAUUCUACAUUCAGUGCCAAUGCUCAAUCAAGCUCAUCACCUUCUGUGGGCUGGAAGCCUUAUUACUCAGUGCCACAGAUUAAUUACAACAAGAUUGAUUGGAGAUUGGAUCUCCCUACACCAUCCGAUGGGAUAUGGUCCACAAUGAACUUUCUCAUGCAAAGCAACAACCGGCCUCGGACUUAUGAUCCAUUUACAUCUGCACUUGGUGGUAGGGCUGCUGCUAUGGGACCUGUUGUGUCGAAUCGCAAUGGUGUUUCAAUGCUAAGGUCUCAGGAUAGAGGAGCAGGCACACACACCCCGGCUAUUGUAUUGCAUGAGUGGGCUUCACCAUUCGAAGAAAGAGAUCUUUUUGGCUUACAGUUACUCCGACAGUUUGUUUCUUCUCCUUCGCUUUAGGGUAGAGUGACUUAGAGAAGGGAAUAAAUGGUGAAAAAAAUACCCAUAAUUGUAUGUAGUGUAGGUUUGAUGCUGUGGCCCUUGUUGAUUGUUGUACUGUUUCAGUGGUAAAAGCAUUCAAGUCCUUUUCAUUUGCAAA
Messenger RNA from Ipomoea triloba (trilobed morning glory), 2159 nucleotides. RefSeq lists its product as uncharacterized. NCBI's taxonomy places the organism in Eukaryota, Viridiplantae, Streptophyta, Magnoliopsida, Solanales, Convolvulaceae. Bases 62 to 2020 code for a protein of 652 amino acids. The transcript has 2 exons. Gene Ontology annotation, molecular function: protein binding. The record is from RefSeq and is a predicted model, not a curated record.